GAUGAAGUGUGCAUUGUAACACAGAGGGAAAAAAUGAGCUGGAAUCCUCUAGAGCAGAUAUGAACAUCUGACAUCAAAAGUUGGAUUUCCUCUUUUUAUUGUUGGGCUGUUGGCUUCUUGACAUCCUGGAACAAGAACUCUCCACUGCAUCUAGGGCUACAAAUGUGUUUGCUGAUGGUUGUUAGAGAAGUCCAUGGAUAUGAAAAAUUUGGGGAAGUGCUCAACAACACCCAGACAAGGUUGCUGAAGCCAUAAUGGAUGCCAUUGAAGACUUUAUCCAGAAAGGACUUGUCCGGUCUGUGAAAAAAGUUAAAGUUGUUAUCUUUCAGCCUCAAAUAAUGGAUGUUUUUUGUGCCAACAUGAAAAAAAGAGAAGGCUCCCUGGCUCCCUCACAGUCUAUAGUGUCCAAAAUUGCAUGUUUGUAUGGGACUGUUACCAGCCCCGCUUCAGGAGUGCAAGAAAUGAAAAUUGGCCCCAUCACCUUACAGGUGGCCACUGGAGAUAUUACUGAAGAAGAGGCAGACGUGAUUGUAAAUUCAACAACAAAGACAUUUGAUUGCAAAGCAGGGGUCUCCAAAGCAAUUUUGGAAAAGGCUGGACAAAAUGUGGAAAUAGAAUGUUCUCGCCUAGCUCAACAGCACAACAAUGGUUAUAUAAUUACUGAUGGUGGAGCACUGAAGUGCAAGAAUAUUAUUCAUGUUGAUGGUGGAGCUAAUGUCAAGACAUCAGUUACCUGUGUUUUGCAAGAGUGUGAAAAACGGACUUACUCCACCAUUUGCCUCCCAGCCAUUGGGACAGGAAGUGCUCAACAAGACCCAGACAAGGUUGCUGAAGCCAUAAUGGAUGCCAUUGAAAACUUUUUCCAGAAAGGACUUGUCCGGUCUGUGAAAAAAGUUAAAGUUGUUAUUUUUCAGCAUCAAAUAAUGGAUGUUUUUUGUACCAACAUGAAAAAAAGAGAAGGCUCUCCGGCUCCCUCACAAUCUAUAAUGUCCAAAAUUGCACUUGAGAUCCCUGGACACUGGAGUGAUAUGAAGCAACAGCGUGUCUGUCUGAUUGAGCUGAAGCCUGGUCAACCAGAAUACAGCAAAGUGGCAAAUGCCUUCAAUCAUACCUGCUCACAAUUCAAGAUAGAGAAGAUUGAGAGAAUCCAGAAUCCAAGUCUCUGGCAGCACUACCAGACGAAGAAAAAAACCAUGGACGACAAGAAUGGCCAAAUACAAAAUGAGAAGCUGCUCUUUCAUGGGACAGAUGCUGACUCCUUGCCACAUGUCAAUCAGCACGGCUUUAACCGCAGUUAUGCAGGAAAGAACGCUACGGUAUAUGGAAAGGGAACCUACUUUGCUGUCCAGGCCCUUUACUCUGCCAAUGAUACUUACUCCAGACCAGAUGCAAAUGGGAAAAAGCAUAUGUAUUAUGUGCGUGUGCUUACUGGAUUGUACACACGUGGAAACAGUUCAUUACUUGAGCCUCCUCCAAAGAAUCCUCAAAAUCAGCUUGAUCUGUAUGAUACUGUCACAGAUGAUGUGAGCACUCCAAGUUUAUUUGUGGUAUUUUAUGACUAUCAGGCUUACCCAGAAUACCUCAUUACUUUUAAAAGUAACAUUUUGGUAUCCUUCACUGAAAAAAGGCAUUAUUUAUCUACACUAGCAAUUUUCAACCUUUUUCAUCUCAUGGCACAAAUAAACUAAUUACUAAAAUUCUAUGACACAACAAAAAAUGUAUUUUUUGAUCU
Molecule: messenger RNA, 1732 nt
Organism: Pipistrellus kuhlii (Kuhl's pipistrelle)
Lineage: Eukaryota; Metazoa; Chordata; Mammalia; Chiroptera; Vespertilionidae
Product: protein mono-ADP-ribosyltransferase PARP15-like
Exons: 9
Coding region: 255-1688 (477 amino acids)
Biological process (GO): negative regulation of gene expression
Cellular component (GO): cytoplasm; nucleus
Molecular function (GO): transcription corepressor activity; NAD+ poly-ADP-ribosyltransferase activity
Source: RefSeq, a predicted model, not a curated record